GUGCUAAAAUCACGCAGCAAAGAGGUAUAAAAAGAGUCUUCUCCCAGCGUACGAAUGAACGUCGCUGCUUGAGACCUGAAUCGCAUCACUAGCUCUCCGUUUUAGCCUCGGUGAAAUAUGUCUGGAGGUCUUCUCUCGGCGGUCGGUCUGCUGUGUCUGCUGUCCGUUUGCUCGGCCUGUUACAUCUCCAACUGCCCCAUCGGAGGAAAACGAGCCGCGCCGGACUUGCCAUCUCGACAGUGCAUGUCGUGCGGUCCUGGAGAUCGCGGCCGGUGUUUUGGUCCCAGUAUCUGCUGCGGUGAAGGCAUCGGCUGCUUGGUCGGCUCUCCGGAGACGCUCCGCUGUCUGGAGGAGGAUUUCCUUCCUUCUCCGUGCGAAGCGUCUGGAAAAGCAUGCGGUUACGAGGGACGCUGCGCUGCUCCCGGCGUCUGCUGUGACUCAGAGGGCUGCAGUAUGGAUCAGUCGUGUGUGGACGGAGACGCUGACGGAGCGGCCUCCAGCAGCCAAGACCUUCUGCUGAAGCUGCUGCACCUGUCUAACCACGCCCACCCCUACAGACUCCACCAAUGAAACGCUCGCAGGAGAGUGACAUCAUCUCAGGAGGAGCCGCCCACCAACCGCAACAACUCAUCACCUACUUUUUGUAAACCACGUUUGUAUAGCCGCUAGGUAUUUGUAUGGCUAAUACACAUUAGUCGUGCUGUAUAGAUGAUAGCUUGACUGUACGUCUGUGCAGCUAUUAAACUCUGAGAGAAA
Molecule: messenger RNA, 756 nt
Organism: Puntigrus tetrazona (Sumatra barb)
Lineage: Eukaryota; Metazoa; Chordata; Actinopteri; Cypriniformes; Cyprinidae
Gene: oxt
Product: oxytocin
Exons: 4
Coding region: 118-570 (150 amino acids)
Cellular component (GO): secretory granule; extracellular region
Molecular function (GO): neurohypophyseal hormone activity
Source: RefSeq, a predicted model, not a curated record